UUUCAUUCUUCUUUAUCUUUCUAUUUAUUUUAUUUUUCAUUACAAUUUUGUGUGGGUGUGUGUGGAGUACUUGAUGCGACCCAGGCUACCCCUUACUCUACUUCCAGGGGUGCCCUGGAAAUUUUACUUUGAGACCUGUUUCAGAUCUGGCACUUGAGGAUGAAAGUUAAAAAAUCGUGGGUCAAGCGAGCUAGUGCCUCACAAUGUGUGUGACCCUUAUCUUGAGGGAGAGGGGUAGGAAGAUUCUUGGUCUGGCUACAACAGCUAUCAACAUGGUGCUUGUCUUUCUCAGCCUGGCCUUGUUUGUAGCGGCAUUGGCUAUAAGUUGUAUAAGAGCGACCUGCCGAGCAAACAACGCAUGGACUACUUACAGCUGGAGUUUGAGUGUUGUGGCGUGACGUCAUACGAAGACUGGUUCACCACGGCCUGGGUCAAUCUGGCAUACGUGAACGUGCACGACGACCAGGUCAAGAUGUUUCUAAAAGAUGGAGAAUUCAUCAAGGACGAUGCCCCGUUCAGUUGCUGCAGCCGACACGCCAAACGCGCAUGCGUACACCACUCCGUCCGCGACGCCACUGUGCAUGCAAAGUACGAUGACGUCACGCUGAACACUGUCGGAUGUGUGGAUGCCGUUACAGAACACUUCCAGGCCACCAUGUUGGUCCCAACUGCCUUGCUGCUGCUAGUGAUUCUGCUGUUACAGAUAGCUGACGUGGCACUGAUGAGACUGCUGCAAACGUCUAUCCUGAAUGCCGAGGAGAUGAACGACCUGGAGGGAGACGGCUUGGCCUACUGCAUCAAGGGCUGGGGCGGGAAAGGCGGGAACGUCAAGGACUACUUCAAGAGAAAGCGCUCAGGCGAAGAUCUUGCGGAGUCGGGCGAGGUGGAUAUCGACGACCCCAAUGAUGAUGGUGAUGAGGUGAGUGAUGACUACGACGAAGAAGACGAAGAGGAAGACGACGAGGAUGAAGAUGAAAAAGACUUUUCCGGGAGGAGAAAGAAGAAGGAACAGCGCCCACAACGUCAAAUGGGAAGACGCGGAGGGCAAAAGAGGAAACCUGACGUUGGUGAUGAAGAAAGUGAUGAAAGUGACGAUGAUAGCGAUGAUGAUUAUAGCAGUAGUAGUAGUAGUAGCAGUAGCAGUAGCAGUAGCAGUAGUGAGUACGCUUAUCGUCCUCCUUACAGAGAGACGAAGAAGAAAGUGAAGAGGAAAGGAGUCGUUAAACAACGCCAUGAGCAAGACAGCAGCAGUAGUAGUAGCAGCAGUAGCAGCAGCAGUACCACCACCACCACCAGCAGCAGCAGCAGUAACGGUUAUGGUUAUGGGGGAAGAGGUGGUCAGAAGAAAAUGAUGAAGAGAGAGAACAAGAAAAGCGAUAAUAAAGAAGAUAGCGACGAUGACGGCGAUGGAAGAAAAGGGGACAAAAAGAAAAGGAAAAAAGAAGAUAAGGAAAAUAAAGAAGAUGAAAGGGGGGAGGGUGGUAAAAAGGCCAACCUGGGCUGA
Molecule: messenger RNA, 1504 nt
Organism: Aplysia californica (California sea hare)
Lineage: Eukaryota; Metazoa; Mollusca; Gastropoda; Aplysiida; Aplysiidae
Product: peripherin-2
Cellular component (GO): membrane
Source: RefSeq, a predicted model, not a curated record